This is a messenger RNA of Cottoperca gobio, 1678 nucleotides long. RefSeq names its product transmembrane protein 271 (gene tmem271). The transcript has a single exon. The record is from RefSeq and is a predicted model, not a curated record. Lineage: Eukaryota; Metazoa; Chordata; Actinopteri; Perciformes; Bovichtidae. Bases 531 to 1316 code for a protein of 261 amino acids.
AUUUACCACCACGUCGCUAUAAAGUCCCCACGGGGAACAUUAGACACAUUUAAAGUCCCUGUCGGAGUGUUGCAGCGAUUUAAAAGGCCUGCGGGUCAUCGGUCAUUGGUCCGCAGGACCCUCGAGCCUCUCCGGCUCAAGCAGCCGCCUCCUUCUCUGCCACAAAAACGCCACACACCAUUCCAUCAGACGAUUCGGCGGACUACAGAUGAGACUCUCUCUUUAGGAGAAGGAAAAAAGGAAAAACUUUUCCUCAAGAAGAGUCUGAUGGGCGGUUAGGUGAUCUAGCGUAAAGUGAUCAUUGUCUGUUUAUGGAUUAUCGAUAAGUGCAAAAAAAGGAGGCAUUAGUUAUUUAUAUAUUCCUGUAAAGCGGUGGGGAUGCGAGAGAGACGCCACAGUGGCGAGGAUUGCCCGCUCUGAACCGGAGGAGUCACCGGCAGAUGAUGUCCCAAUGUGAGAGUGCUUCCAGAGGAGACGAAGGAGGAUGAAGAAGGGGAAAGAGGGCUCGAGAGCGGCAGAGGUGGAAUAUAAUGAAGUUGAGUGGGAAAGGACUGUGCAUCGUCUUCACCAGCACCCUCCUCUUCGUGUGCGCCCUGAGCGAAGUUGUCGUUGGAUUAAGAUGCGUCUCGUUGGGAUCUACGGUGAGAGCGCAUUUCCACCUCGGCGCCGCGGCAGGGGCUUUCUACUCCGGGCUACUUGUGGGAAUCGGGCAAGUGCUGCUGGGCUCCGCGCUGCUCUGUUGCAUGAAGAAGCCCGGCUGCAGGAAUUUCUUUCUCCUCGGUGUUGUGGUCUUCUUGUUGGGAGUCCUCACCGCCUUCUCCGGCGCGGUGGUGGACGGGGACACGGCUUCUCUGGUGGAGAGGAAAUAUACCCAUUACUGCUUCCACUCUGUGGAUGUGAACCCUGCAUGCGAGCAGCUGAGGGAUUACCAGCGGAGUUUGGUCAUCUCCACUGUUCUCAGCACUUUGGAGUGCCUCCUCGGUCUCAUCAACCUGGUGGCAAUCAAAAGGUACAAAACAGCGCAGUUUUCUAGAAGCCGACAGAGGCAGCGCGCCGGCGCGAUCAUCUUCAGCGAGGAGCGGGACUGCUCCUCGCAGGAUUUCCAGCCGGUGUCUUACAUCAAUCUGGGUGUUUUUAAUGUGUUUGAUGAGACAGGUGUUGAAGUGCAGUGCGGGGGGCACCCGUCAAUCGAGCUGCCGGGAUACUCGCCCACGGACCCGGAGCUCAACCAUUGCUUCCCUUUCUCAUACCCGCUCCCCAGCGAACUGCCGCCCGCAUACGAAGACAUUUUCCCCGCUGAGGCAUGCAACACAUAGCCGCUCUGGAGCAGCCCCCAGCAGCGCUUUUUCCUCUGCUGUGACAAUCAAUGACUUUGUGCUUAAACAAUCUCCUUCUUCCUUUCUUCUUCCAACACACACAACAAAGGCAGUAAGUUACACAGGAGGACAGCAGCAGUGGAUUUUAAUUAACCUGAUUCCUUCUUAUUCUGAUAUUUUCUUACAUCUGCCUGGUAUUGUACAUCACAGUCAGACUAUGAACAACAGAUCAAAGAGAUACAGGCCCAGACAGGGCAGGCAGAUCAAGGCCCAUAAACGCAACAGCUUGCUAGUAUAACAAAAGCAGAGUUUUUGUUUUGAAUGUUUGCUGUUAACAUUUUUACUUGUGAAUAAAAAGUGUA